AUGACCUCCACCACCACCCCCUUCGCCAACACCGAACUCCCCACCACCUUCCUCGCCCUCCUCGACACCGCCAUCACCUCCUUCCACCGCAUCCCCGGCUCCGCCAUCGUGACGCGCUACAUCCGCUCCUCCUACCAAAACGACCCCAUCCGCUCCCUCGUCGAGCUUUUCCUCGUCAUCUUCGCCGUGCGCUACUUACUCGCCCCCACUUACUCCACGAAAAAGGUCAAGAAUGUCCCGUUGACGGAGGAUGAGAUUGACGAGUUAGUCGAGGACUGGACGCCCGAGCCGCUGGCGAGCGAGGAGACGGAGUGGGAGCGGUUGGAGAAUGAGAAGAGGCCGGUUCUGGUGGGCGGGCCGGUCGGCGCGAGGGUGAAGUUGGCGGGGAGUGGGAGGAUGGUGGUGAAUUUGGCGAGUUAUAAUCACUACAACUUCGCUUCGAACCCGGACUUGACGCAGAAGGCUAUCACUACGGUGAAGACGUAUGGAGUUGGACCGUGUAGUCCGCCGGGGUUUUAUGGAACGCAGGAUGUGCAUAUGAAGAGUGAGGCGGAUAUUGCGGCGCAUUUGGGCGUCGCGGCUUGUAUUAUUUACGCGCAGAGCUUCAGCACGAUCUCCAGUUUGAUUCCGGCGUUUAGUAAGAGGGGGGAUAUUAUUGUCGCGGAUAAGGCGGUGAAUUUCCCCAUUCGCAAGGGGUUGCAAAUCAGUCGGAGUACGGUGCGGUGGUAUGAGCAUAAUGAUAUGGAGGAUUUGGAACGGGUGUUGCUGAGGGUGGUUAAGGAGGGGCAGGGAAAGCCGCUGACGAGACGGUUUAUCGUUACCGAAGGGCUUUUUGAGAUGACGGGGGAGAUGACGGAUUUGGUACGGUUGGUGGAGUUGAAGCAGAAAUACAAGUUUCGGAUGAUUCUGGACGAAACGUGGAGUUAUGGCGUCCUGGGUCGGACGGGGAGGGGACUGACGGAACACCAAAACGUCGAUCCCACACAGGUGGAUAUGAUUGUGGGUGGUCUCGCGGGCGCGUUGGCGGCGGGAGGUGGCUUCUGCGCAGGCACGCACGAGAUUGUCGAACAUCAGCGCUUGUCCGCCGCGGCGUUUACAUUCUCCGCCGCCCUGCCCGCGCUCCUUGCUACGACGGCGAGCGAGACGGUCAGUCUGUUACAAACGCAACCCAGUCUCAUCCAGACCUUACGGGAAAACAUCCGCGCCAUGCGCGCCCAACUCGACCCGCGCAGCGAAUGGGUCCGGUGUACCUCCUCCCCCGAGAAUCCCGUUAUGAUCCUCGUCCUCAAAGACCAACACGUCACCGACCGCAACCUCUCCCGCCAAGAGCAGGAAGCGGUGAUGCAAGAUUGCGUCGACGAGGCGUUAGCUCAGGGCGUGCUGGUGACGAGGCUGAAGAGUAUGCCCGCCGCACUCGGGGUGAAUGCGCGCGAUGCGCAGAAGGAGUGGCAGCCCCGCCCGGGGUUGAAAGUGUGUGUUACGACGGGGUUGAGUAAGAGAGAGGUUGAGGCGGCGGGGAGGGUGGUCAGGCAUGCGAUUACUAAUGUUAUGAAGGGGAAGAAGUGGCAGGUGCAGAGGGGGCAGUAA
Messenger RNA from Baudoinia panamericana UAMH 10762, 1587 nucleotides. RefSeq lists its product as uncharacterized. The record is from RefSeq and is a predicted model, not a curated record. Lineage: Eukaryota; Fungi; Ascomycota; Dothideomycetes; Mycosphaerellales; Teratosphaeriaceae. The transcript has a single exon. Gene Ontology annotation, cellular component: endoplasmic reticulum. The coding region runs from base 1 to 1587 and encodes 528 amino acids. Gene Ontology annotation, biological process: sphingosine biosynthetic process; ceramide biosynthetic process. Gene Ontology annotation, molecular function: serine C-palmitoyltransferase activity; pyridoxal phosphate binding.